AUGCCCCAGACCACGCUCUCAAUUGCCGCUCUACGUUACUUCACAAAGCCACUCUUCGCAGACACACACGCUGCAAUCUCGAAGGUCGCUGAUGCUGACCUGACUACCGCGAUGGGUUGGUUCGUUGCCCUUUGCGUCAAGAAAAUGCUGCAAACUGGCGCCAUCUCUUGCACCAGUAGCCAGCCAGGAAGCAUCGCCGAUGACAACUCACGUCCACUGAAGCGUCCUCGUAUCGACCAUACGAAUGAAGAGAAGCUCGGCACCACCACUGUUACUGUUUCACAUAGCCUCAGAGCUCCACACGUCCGCGUGUAUGUCACCGAGAAGGAGACCCGUAUGGUGGAUGCGAGUACUCAGUCGGCGCCUGCCUCCCAAGAUGAAGAAGACGACCCACUCAUUCUGUCGGAUGACUUAAUAAAUACGUUCGUCCAUGCGUACGCCCCGUAUGCCGCCGAGAACGAACCGGAGCAAGAAGUCUCGUCUCACCUGGGCUGCUUUCUGACGAAAUGGUGCCGCGACAUGGGCUUGGACGACGACUGGCAGGACAACAACUAUGAGCGACUGGUAAUGGUGAUCAAGGCCUUAUACACAGGAAGUCCGCGCGCGCUGGUGUGGUAA
This is a messenger RNA of Alternaria triticimaculans, 618 nucleotides long. RefSeq lists its product as uncharacterized. The coding region runs from base 1 to 618 and encodes 205 amino acids. The transcript is spliced from 3 exons. Lineage: Eukaryota; Fungi; Ascomycota; Dothideomycetes; Pleosporales; Pleosporaceae. The record is from RefSeq and is a predicted model, not a curated record.